This is a messenger RNA of Arvicola amphibius (Eurasian water vole), 1768 nucleotides long. It is a transcript of the gene Dync1li1, whose product is annotated as dynein cytoplasmic 1 light intermediate chain 1. Bases 102 to 1673 code for a protein of 523 amino acids. Gene Ontology annotation, biological process: microtubule-based movement; microtubule cytoskeleton organization. The record is from RefSeq and is a predicted model, not a curated record. Lineage: Eukaryota; Metazoa; Chordata; Mammalia; Rodentia; Cricetidae. The transcript has 13 exons. Gene Ontology annotation, molecular function: dynein heavy chain binding. Gene Ontology annotation, cellular component: centrosome; cytoplasmic dynein complex.
UCCAGAGCCCCGAACGCCCAUAUCCGGGUUCCCUCCGCCGCCGCCGCCGCCGCCGCCUCGCUCUCUCAGCCCUGUCAGGAGUGGUGUGAUUCCCGAUCAAGAUGGCGGCCGUGGGGCGAGUCGGCUCGUUCGGUUCAUCUCCGCCCGGGCUAGCUUCGACUUACGCCAGCGGGCCCCUGGCCAACGAGCUGGCGUCGGGCAGCGGCGGCCCCGCGGCGGGCGACGACGAGGACGGACAGAACCUUUGGUCCUGCAUCCUCAGCGAGGUCUCCACGCGCUCGCGCUCCAAGCUCCCGACCGGGAAGAACGUGCUGCUGCUGGGUGAAGAUGGAGCUGGAAAAACAAGCUUAAUAAGAAAACUUCAGGGAAUAGAGGAGUACAAGAAAGGAAGAGGACUGGAGUAUUUGUACUUAAGUGUGCAUGAUGAAGACAGGGAUGAUCAAACAAGAUGUAAUGUGUGGAUCUUGGAUGGAGACCUGUAUCACAAAGGGCUACUCAAGUUCUCCCUGGAUGCCCUUUCACUGAAGGACACUCUGGUUAUACUCGCUGUAGAUAUGUCAAAGCCUUGGACUGCUUUGGACUCCUUACAGAAAUGGGCAAGCGUGGUGAGAGAACAUGUUGACAAGCUGAAAAUACCCCCUGAAGAGAUGAAAGAAAUGGAGCAGAAGUUGAUUAGAGACUUCCAAGAGUACGUGGAGCCAGGAGAAGACUUCCCAGCUUCCCCUCAGCGAAGAGCCACAGCCACACAGGAGGACAGAGAUGACAGUGUUGUCCUCCCCCUGGGUGCAGACACACUCACGCACAACCUGGGCCUCCCAGUGCUCGUCGUCUGCACGAAGUGUGAUGCCAUUAGUGUAUUGGAGAAAGAGCAUGACUACCGAGAUGAACAUUUCGAUUUUAUCCAGUCCCACAUCCGCAAGUUCUGUUUACAGUAUGGUGCAGCGCUUAUUUACACCUCAGUAAAAGAGAACAAGAACAUAGAUCUAGUUUAUAAAUACAUCGUCCAGAAGCUCUACGGGUUCCCCUACAAGAUCCCUGCGGUGGUGGUGGAAAAGGACGCAGUGUUUAUUCCAGCAGGAUGGGAUAAUGAUAAGAAAAUAGGAAUAUUACAUGAAAAUUUUCAAACCUUGAAAAUAGAAGAUAAUUUUGAAGACAUCAUAACCAAACCUCCUGUCCGAAAGUUUGUGCAUGAGAAGGAGAUCAUGGCAGAAGAUGAUCAAGUGUUUCUUAUGAAGUUACAGUCCCUUUUAGCAAAGCAACCACCAACUGCAGCUGGAAGGCCUGUGGAUGCAUCACCAAGAGUUCCUGGAGGCUCCCCUCGAACACCAAACAGAUCUGUGUCAUCCAAUGUUGCCAGUGUGUCCCCCAUCCCUGCUGGAUCAAAAAAAAUUGAUCCGAACAUGAAAGCUGGAGCGACGAGCGAAGGAGUCCUGGCAAACUUCUUCAACAGUCUGUUGAGUAAGAAGACUGGCUCCCCUGGAGGCCCUGGGGUCGGGGGCAGUCCUGGAGGAGGCACUACAGGUGGAAGCCCUGGCUUGCCACCCUCCGCCAAAAAGUCAGGCCAGAAGCCUGUGCUCUCAGACGUUCAUGCAGAGCUAGACAGAAUCACACGGAAACCUGCUUCCGUUUCUCCUACAACACCUACAUCUCCUACGGAAGGAGAAGCCUCCUGAAGACACCAAACAAAGCCAUUUGUUCAUUCUUCUGGGGAAAGCAGCUCGCCUCUGUCUGCCUUUUCCUUCCAAGUUGGAAUUAGGGGGCUGGGAGC